AAGCAGGUGAAAACUUGAAUCUCGCUUCGUGAGGUGAAAGAGGAGCGACUCCAAAGGAACGAACCCCUCCUCCUCUUCCCGCCAUCUUCAAGGGAUUGAAGCAACGACAGAAGAGUGAGAGUGAGAUAUGGUACAGUUCCAUGAACACAUAAUCUCAGACCUUCUCGAAGACUCGAAUGGAGGUCUAGUCAUUCUCUCAUCCGGCCUCGCUCUCCACAAACUCAUCGCCUCUCUCCUCCUCCUCCACUCCCCAUCUCAAGGGACUCUUCUCAUCCUCUCCGCAUCCCCUUCUCAGAAGUCCUCCAUCACCCAAUCCCUUCAAUCCCUCCAAAACCCUAAUCCCAACCCCGAUCUUCCCACCGAGAUCACAUCCGACCUCUCCGCCCAACUCCGCCACUCCCUCUACUCCUCCGGCUCCAUCUUCUUCAUCACCUCCCGGAUUCUUAUCGUCGAUCUCCUCAACUCCAAAGUCCCCACCUCCAACCUUGCCGGUCUCAUCAUCCUCAACGCCCACAACCUCUCCGAGACCUGCACAGAGGCCUUUAUUGUUCGUAUUUUCCGCUCCCUCAAUCGCACCGCCUAUGUUCGUGCCUUCUCUGAUAAGCCCCACGCCAUGGUCUCCGGCUUCUCCAAGGCCGAACGGAUCAUGAAGUGCUUGUUCGUCAGGAGGUUGCAUCUCUGGCCGAGGUUUCAGGUCUAUGUAUCUCAGGACUUGGAGAGAGACCCUCCCACGGUUGUGGAUAUUAGGGUUCAGCUGUCGCCCCUCAUGAAUGGAAUUCAGAAGGCGGUAAUUGAGGUUAUGGAUGCCUGCUUGAAGGAGAUGCAGAAGACGAAUAAGGUUGAUGUUGAGGAUUUGACGGUGGAGAAAGGGUUGUUUAAGUCGUUCGACGAGAUCGUGAGGCGGCAACUGGAUCCAAUUUGGCAUACGUUGGGAAUGAAGACGAAGCAGCUAGUUUGGGAUUUGAAGACUUUAAGGAAAUUGGUGGAUUAUCUUGUCAGGUACGACGCAGUGGCUUUUUUGAAGUAUUUGGAUACUCUCAGAGUGUCAGAGGGUGUUCGGUCUGUUUGGAUUUUUGCGGAUUCAAGCCAUAAGAUAUUUGAAUUCGCGAAGAAACGGGUUUAUCAGGUGGUGCGAUCGGAUGGUGUAAACCUGGCUGGGGAGUCUAAGAGUGUCGCGAGCAAGAGGAGGAAAGUGAAGGGGGAUGCAAGUAAUGAAAAAAAUGCUAAUGGGGAUUCUGCUGGCACGAGUGCGAAUUCUGGCAUUGUGCUUGAGGAAAUUUUGGAGGAAGCACCAAAGUGGAAGGUGUUACGUGAGGUAUUGGAAGAGAUAGCAGAAGAAAGACAAAAUCAAGCUCUGUCAAGGGAAGGAGAACUUAUGGUUGAAGGAGUAGAGGAUAGCAGCCUUGUUUUGGUAGCUUGCAAAGAUGAACGGUCAUGCAUGCAGCUUGAAGAUUACAUAAUGAAGGGCCCACAGCCGGUCAAUAUUCCAUCUAAUAUCUUAUGUCACAAGGUCAUGCGAGAAGAGUGGGAAAAGUACCUGUGGAGCAAAGUUGAUCUGCAUGGCUUACAAACACAUAAUAGAAAGAAAUAUAAGGAACCUAAAAGUUUUGGUGUAUUUGAUGGAAAAUUUAAGGAACCUAAAGGUUUUGGCAUUCUGAAUGGAGUGCUUCCAAGUACACAUGGGCAGAAUGCAGAAACUGCCAGUAUCAGCAAGCUGGAGCGUGAUGCCUUAUUGGCAGCAGCAUCGGGGUUAAGUAAUCCAGUAGCAGAAAAUAUUUCUAUUGGAGAUAAUCCUCCUCCUACUCCUGGUGUUGGAGGAUGUGGAAAGGGAAAAGUGAAGAGAAGGGGCAAAAAAGCUCUAGUAAAUGCUAAGAGUUCAGGAUGUGAAGACGAUGUUAAGAAAAGAGAGAAAACCAAUAGAUCUGAAACAUGUAUAUCUGACAAUGAAGGCAAAAGUGGUGAAAAUGACCCAGUAGAAGUGGAUGAUUUCAAUAAAGGUGAAGAUGGAACUCUAUAUAUACAAAAAGGGUUUCUCCGGAAGCACAAUCAAGGGGUUGAUGCUAAAGGCUUGACUCAUGCUAAGCCACUCCCACCAGUUCAUUUUCAUGCCCUAGAAAGUGAGCAGCAUAAUAUACUUGAUGAUCUGAAGCCUUCUGUAAUUGUUGUUUACCAUCCAGACAUGGCUUUUGUUAGGGAAAUUGAAAUUUAUAAAGCAGAAAAUCCAUUAGCCAGAUUGAAAGUUUAUUUUCUUUUCUAUGAAGACUCUACUGAAGUACAAAAGUUUGAGGCAAGUAUUAGAAGGGAAAAUGGAGCUUUUGAAUCUUUGAUAAGGCAGAAGUCACUAAUGAUUAUUCCUGUUGAUCAGGAUGGUCGAUGUCUUGGAUUGACUAGCUCCUAUGAGGCACAAUCUCUUGCUUCACAAAACUCAGUAACUAGAAAGGCAGGUGGAAGGAAGGAAGUGGAGAAAGAUAUGCAGGUUAUAGUGGACAUGAGGGAGUUUGCAAGCAGCCUUCCAAAUGUUCUCCACCAGAGGGGCAUGCGCAUUAUACCAGUGACCUUGGAAGUUGGAGACUAUGUCCUUUCACCAUUAAUUUGUGUGGAGAGAAAGAGUCUCCAAGAUCUUUUUCAGAGUUUUUCGUCAGGUCGCCUGUAUCACCAGGUGGAAACAAUGGUCCGCUACUAUCGCAUACCUGUGCUUCUAAUUGAGUUUUCACAAGACAAAAGCUUCUCCUUUCAGUCUGCAAGUGAGAUUGGUGAUGAUGUUUCACCAACUAACAUAAUAUCUAAGUUGUCAUUGCUUGCUUUGCAUUUUCCCCGCCUGCGCAUUAUCUGGUCCCGCAGCUUACACGCCACAGCUGAGAUUUUUGCUUCACUAAAGGCAAAUCAGGAUGAGCCUGAUGAGAGCAAGGCAAUGAGAGUUGGUGUCCCCACGGACGAUGGCAUUGUGGAAAAUGAUGUGAGAGCUGAAACUUACAACACCUCUGCUGUGGAGUUCUUGAGGCGGUUCCCAGGGGUGACAGAUUCCAACUACAGGGCUAUUAUGGAUGGGUGUAAUAGUUUGGCAGAACUUGCCCUGCUUCCUGUUGAGAAAUUAGCCGAACUAAUGGGUGGUCAGAAAGCUGCUCGGACGCUGAGGGAUUUCCUUGAUGCCAAGUAUCCAUCCAUGUUGUGAGUUUAAAAAGUUCAACUAACUUGUACGCAGUCUCCAAGCGAAUCUAAUUAUUGUUACUUUGUUACUUACAAGCCUCGACGUCUUUGACGAGUGACCACACACUCUAAAGUCAAAACCAUGAAGUGUGGAGUGUUUCAUCUCACCAUGGCCCUCCAAAUUUUUCCAUGACUUGUAAUUUAGAUUUUUCUUGUGUGAUUGUAGGGAAUUAAAUUUUUUUUUCAUUAGUUGAUUGUAAUCUGCAUAUAGGGAACUAAAUUUUAUUGCUUAUAGACUAGUGCCCUACCUAUUGUACAAAAGGUUGUUUAUGUGAAAAAAAUAAUGUGGGAAAUGUUACAAAAUUCAACAUUAGU
Nelumbo nucifera (sacred lotus) is the source of this 3522-nucleotide messenger RNA. RefSeq names its product Restriction endonuclease, type II-like superfamily protein (gene UVH1). Lineage: Eukaryota; Viridiplantae; Streptophyta; Magnoliopsida; Proteales; Nelumbonaceae. Gene Ontology annotation, molecular function: single-stranded DNA endonuclease activity; single-stranded DNA binding; damaged DNA binding. The record is from RefSeq and is a predicted model, not a curated record. Gene Ontology annotation, biological process: nucleotide-excision repair involved in interstrand cross-link repair; resolution of meiotic recombination intermediates; double-strand break repair via homologous recombination. Gene Ontology annotation, cellular component: nucleotide-excision repair factor 1 complex.